Molecule: messenger RNA, 1793 nt
Organism: Cannabis sativa
Lineage: Eukaryota; Viridiplantae; Streptophyta; Magnoliopsida; Rosales; Cannabaceae
Product: putative ribosomal large subunit pseudouridine synthase SVR1, chloroplastic
Exons: 10
Coding region: 132-1331 (399 amino acids)
Biological process (GO): maturation of LSU-rRNA from tetracistronic rRNA transcript (SSU-rRNA, LSU-rRNA, 4.5S-rRNA, 5S-rRNA); pseudouridine synthesis; maturation of SSU-rRNA from tetracistronic rRNA transcript (SSU-rRNA, LSU-rRNA, 4.5S-rRNA, 5S-rRNA)
Cellular component (GO): chloroplast
Molecular function (GO): pseudouridine synthase activity; RNA binding
Source: RefSeq, a predicted model, not a curated record
AAACUGACUACAAAAUAUCCCAAAUCCAAAACAAAAUGGUUUUAAACAUCAUAAAAGAAAAAACUAAAUAGACACUAUCCGUUAAAACUGUGAAACUGAGAUAGAAGAAGAAGAAGAAGAAGAAGAAGAAUAUGGCGGCUUCUCUCUCUUCUCUCCACCAUCUCUCUUCUUCACUUCUAUCCAUAUCCUCCGCCGUCUCUCUCCGUCCCAUACGAUACAUUCUUCCUCGCCUUUCAUGCUCUCUUUCUUCUUCUUCUUCUUCUUCUCGCGAGUUCAAUAUCUCCUUUGCUCCCGCCAAACCCAAGCCCAAACCCCAACUCGAAGACUCCGACCCUCAACUCUCUGGCGUCGAUGGUCAGCUCUUCAUUCCCUGGAUUGUCCGUGGUGAAGAUGGAAAUCUCAAGUUACAGUCCCAUCCUCCCACGCAUCUCCUCCAGGCCAUGGCCCAUGCCGAGACUAAGACCAAGGCUACCACCGCCGCCGCAAAGAAGAAGAAGAAGGAGACUGUUGCGAAGACGACUGAGCCAAAGCAUUCCAAGGCUUCGCGAAGGUUCUAUAACGAGAAUUUUAAAGACUCUGAACAGAGGCUCAGUAAGGUUCUCGCUGCGGCUGGAGUGGCAUCAAGACGAACCAGUGAAGAACUUAUUUUUGAAGGCAAGGUGACUGUCAAUGGCUCUGUUUGCAAGACUCCUCAGACUCGAGUUGACCCUGCAAGAGAUAUGAUCUAUGUCAAUGGAAAUCGACUUCCCAAGAGGCUACCACCGAAGGUCUAUUUUGCCCUUAACAAGCCAAAAGGGUAUAUUUGCUCUUCUGGAGAGAAAAAGUCUGUUCUGGGUCUAUUUGAGGAUUAUUUAAAGAGCUGGGACAAAAGAUACCCUGGGCAAACCAAACCACGCUUAUUUACUAUUGGUCGGCUUGAUGUUGCUACAACUGGGUUGAUUAUAGUGACCAAUGAUGGAGAUUUUGCUCAGAAACUUUCUCAUCCAUCAUCCAACAUGUCUAAGGAGUAUAUUGCAACAAUUGAAGGCAAAGUUGGCAAGAAGCACUUGAUAGCUAUCAGUGAGGGAACAGUCAUCGAUGGUGUUCGUUGUAUCCCAGAUUCAGUUGAGCUACUACCUGAUCAGCCAGAUAGACCAAGAUCUCGUCUACGUGUAGUGGUUCAUGAUGGAAGGAACCAUGAAGUACGAGAACUUGUGAAAAAUGCUGGACUUGAGAUUCAUGCAUUAAAGCGUGUACGUAUUGGUGGUUACCGGCUUCCAACAGAUCUUGGGCUCGGGAUGCAUAUUGAACUAAAACAAGGUGAUCUAAUGGCUCUUGGUUGGAAGAGUUAGACAAGUUACUGCGUGACUGUUGUUCAGUUUUCUUCAUGUUCCGAUAGCGUCUUUGAAGUGUGCUAUCAGGGAAGUUACCAUUACCUUUGAGUGGGAAUAGAUGAAUUAGAUCUUGCAUCCUCUUGUGGGACAAUAUACGAAUAUCUGAUGUGGGUUCUAUCCCUGUCUACAAGGGUAGUGAAGCUGCUAAAGUCAGUAACAGAGCAAGAGAGGUUCGUUGCGUUUGCAGAGUCUGACAUAAAAUCUGCCUGUGAAAAUUGCUUGGUUGUAAGGUCAAUUGUGUCUCAGUAUUAUACUUCUAUUUUAGUUUUCUGGAUGCUGGUAUAGAUUGACUAUAACUUCUCACCAAAUGAGGCUGUUGCUGAAAGUUCAUAUGUCAUAUGUUAAAUAAGAAAUGAAAAUUUUACCUUAAAUUCAUUGGUUCAAUACCAUAAUAAUAAAAGAAAACACUUUUUUUUGUCA